ACGAAAGAGGAACCCAAAGGGCGCGGGGACCCUGAGCUCCGGGCCAUGGCGCUGCAGCGCGCCGUCCUGCUGGCUGGCCUCCUGGUGGAAGUUGCCAGCAAGUCCUCGGAUGGCGUGGGCCAGCAGCCCGAGUGCUGUGUGGACGUUGUAGACGCCAAUACCACCUGCCCAGGCACAAGCCUGUGUGGCCCAGGCUGCUUCAGGCGCUGGAACGAGGACGGGAGCGCCAGCUGCGUCCGGUGCCGGAAUGGGACCCACAACAGCUCCGAGUGCAGAGGCUCUGCUGGCCAGGGCACGCAGCCCCCUGUGAACAGGGACCCAGGGACGCCCGGGCAGCCGAGACUCGGGGGCCCACGGGUGGCAGCCUCCCUCUUCCUGGGGACCUUCUUCCUCAGCUCCAGCCUCAUCCUCGCGGUGGCCGGUUUCUUCUACCUCAAGCGCGCAAGUAAACUGCCCAGGCUCUGCUACGGAAGAAACAGAGCCCCGGCCCUGCAGCCUGGCGAAGCCGCCGCGAUGAUCCCCCCGCCACAGUCCUCAGUGCGGAAGCCACGCUACGUCAGGCGGGAGAGGCCCUCGGACAGGGGCACGGGCCCCGCCGCCGUCUCCUCGGUGGAGGCCCGGGUCAGCAACGUCUGACCCAAGGCUCGACGACACCUCCGCACACCGCCCAGGGGAGGCCCCGAAAGCAAGGCCAGCCCCGCCCCGAGAGGCUUCCGGACAGGCCUGGACUCACGCUGGCCCGGCUCUGGUUUCCUGGUGACAGGCGCUGCCGAGCCCCUGAGCCAGGCUGUGAGCGAGGCCG
Pteronotus mesoamericanus is the source of this 802-nucleotide messenger RNA. It is a transcript of the gene CUNH1orf159, whose product is annotated as chromosome unknown C1orf159 homolog. The record is from RefSeq and is a predicted model, not a curated record. The coding region runs from base 46 to 636 and encodes 196 amino acids. NCBI's taxonomy places the organism in Eukaryota, Metazoa, Chordata, Mammalia, Chiroptera, Mormoopidae. The transcript has 9 exons.